AUGAAGGCAUCAUGGUCCCACUCUGUGGUGGCCAAGUCAUACUCUCUUGUGGCCGUAGGCGGAGACGGGGAUGUCCGAAUGUGCACGAGCACCACCAACAACUGCACCUUGUCCCACCUGCACUGUGGGCAGCUUUACAACGUUAACAUAACUGCUUCGGCCGGAGACUGCGUCAGCCUGGCCAGCCAGCAGGUCACCUUCCACACGGUGCCCUGUGAACCUCAGGACUUUAAUGUGGCCAUGCACUGUGAUACCAGGACAGCCACACUCUCAUGGGCCGAGAACCAUGAAUCUCUGAAGUACUUCGCAUUGGCCCAAACAGACGAUGGGUAUACACUUCACUGUGAGACCACUGGUACUUCCUGUACCAUCCAGGGUUUGACUUGUGGGACAGUGUAUAACUUCAGUGCCCAGGCCACAGCUGGGAACUGUAACGGCUCGCUCAGUGUGCCAGUACAGCGGGGCGCAGUCCCAUGUCCUCCUGCCAACGUGAGGGUGAGGACCCAUCUGAUGGGCGAUGCAACUCUACUCAUGACCUCCUGGAGUUCUGUGAGCUGUCCUGAUGUCAGCUACCUGGUGCAGGUGACUGGGCAUAUCCAGAACAACCCUCAGAUGCUCAUGGAAGUGUCAUCCUAUUGGACCGGCCGCAAAUUCUUUGAGAUUCCUGUGCCUUGUAGUACCUCUUACUAUGUGGAGGUCCUUGCGCAAAAUUCAGCUGGGACCAGCAGACCAUCUCAGGCUGUUAAUGGUACCACAGUUUCCUGUCCUCCAAUGGAUGUCCCUUUCUCAGGCCAAAUCCAAAAUCGACGAAAAAGAGAUUUAAGAGGAGCCAAGAUUUUAGCAGGACUGACCCUUGAUGAGCUGUCUGUCCCUGAAGUGAGGGUUACACUCGGCGAGGAGCUGUCCCUGCAGGUCGAGUGGUCUCCCGUGAGGGAGGCCAUGUCCUACACAAUGAUUUGGAGUGAGGAUACCACACCUCAAGCUAUGAAAGAGGUUCUGUACAUCUAUGAUCAGACUUCUGCAGUUCUACGUGACCUUAAACCUGAUACUCGCUACUGUGUCAUCCUGUCUGCCAACAACCAAAGCGCCUAUUCCAAGCCUGUGUGUGUCACCACUGGGGUCUCUGGAUAA
This is a messenger RNA of Triplophysa dalaica, 1131 nucleotides long. RefSeq names its product fibronectin type III domain-containing protein 7. Lineage: Eukaryota; Metazoa; Chordata; Actinopteri; Cypriniformes; Nemacheilidae. The record is from RefSeq and is a predicted model, not a curated record. The transcript is spliced from 6 exons. Gene Ontology annotation, molecular function: protein binding. Bases 1 to 1131 code for a protein of 376 amino acids.